This is a messenger RNA of Ahaetulla prasina, 4941 nucleotides long. RefSeq names its product angel homolog 2 (gene ANGEL2). Gene Ontology annotation, biological process: 3'-UTR-mediated mRNA stabilization. Gene Ontology annotation, molecular function: mRNA 3'-UTR binding; 3'-5'-RNA exonuclease activity. NCBI's taxonomy places the organism in Eukaryota, Metazoa, Chordata, Lepidosauria, Squamata, Colubridae. The transcript has 9 exons. The coding region runs from base 302 to 1954 and encodes 550 amino acids. The record is from RefSeq and is a predicted model, not a curated record.
AGCCGCUUCUUUUUCGUGAGUCUACGGAAACGCGAGCGAAAGUCACGCCCGUGGGGAAAAAAUAAAACCACAAGUCCCAUGCGCCGAAGCGAAAGGAGAGGUGGUGAGAAAGGGGGUCGGAGAAACAGGUGGGCUUUGUUCUGACGGGAGGAGUGGCUGGUUUGGAGCACGCGCGGGGCUGAAUCCUGAUCGCGCGCGGUGAAUGAAAGAGGCGGCGGCCUGAGAUGACCCGUCGGGCGAGUGACGGUGGAGAGCAGAGGUCUGGCCGGGAGAGCGGAAGCGGCCCUCUCGGAGAUAUCCCAUGCUGUCCCGCCACGUUCACAGGCUGGUUAGAGAUUGGGUCUUUUACCGGAAUCAUCUUCAAAGAUAUCUCCAGAAUGCUCAAGCUUUUCAGUGCCUAAAGUGUGUGGAGUACUAUUCCUGGGCUUGCUACCCACAUUUGAAUCUUCAGAAUUUUGGAGAGAAUUGGAGACUUCCCCUUUUCUGGAACUUGCAACUUUCUCCCAAUCUCUGGCAAAACUAUUCCAUUCAUUUUUGUACUGCAAAAAUGAAAUCCGAGGACUGUGAACCAGUUUUUAAAAAAAGAAGAGAGAGCGAAGUACAGGACAUUAGUUGCAGUGUUGAAAAAAAGAUAAACGUAUCUUCUUUAAAUGAAAAAUCAUCAUCUCCGCUUAAAGAAGAAAACACUCCAAAACUAAAAAGAUUGAUCAAGAGACAUUGGGAAUACUUUUGCCAUCAAAGUAAAAAAACAAUUAUUGGAGACAAGAUGCAGCUCAGCCAAGAUGAUAAAGACCCACAGGCCACAUUUGAUUUUACUGUAAUGUCAUAUAACAUUCUUUCCCAGGAUUUAUUAGAAUACAAUCCCCACCUCUACAAACACUGCCAGCAGCAAAUACUAGCUUGGAAUUAUCGCUUUCCCAACAUUCUUGCAGAUAUCAAACAACUUGAUGCAGAUGUACUUUGUUUGCAGGAAGUCCAAGAAGACCAAUAUGGAGUAGAAAUCAAGCCAAGCUUGGAAGCCCUAGGCUAUCACUGUGAAUACAAAAUGAGGACAGGACAAAAGCCUGAUGGCUGUGCCAUAUGCUUCAAGACCUCCAAAUUCAGUCUUCUUUGCUCCAAUCCUGUGGAAUUCUUCCGUCACAAUAUCCCACUUUUGGAUAGAGAUAAUGUGGGGCUAGUUCUGCUCCUGCAGCCUCGGUUUUCCUAUAAAGCCCCCACAGCCAUCUGUGUGGCCAAUACACAUCUUCUGUAUAAUCCAAGGCGGGGAGACAUUAAGCUAACCCAGCUAGCCAUGCUCCUGGCAGAAAUUACCAGUGUUGCCAUUCGUGAAGACGGGUGUUUUUAUCCCCUUGUCAUCUGUGGUGAUUUCAAUUCUGUCCCUCAUUCUCCUCUGUACAAUUUUUUGACAGAAGGAAAGCUGAAUUAUGAAGGUCUGGCAAUAGGAAAAGUGUCUGGCCAGGAACAGUCCCCAAGGGGCAAUAGGAUACUUAAGAUUCCCAUUUGGCCUCAAAGCCUUGGUAUUUCUCAGGAUUGUAUGUACGAGGAACAUCAGAAACGCCUAGUAAAAGAAAGAGAAAGCAAAGACACUAAAGAUGCAAAUUUAGAACAGUCAGAAGAGAUCCUAAUAUUAGCAAAAAGAUUGCCCACAGAUUUACAUCACCGCUUUCAAUUGUCUUCAGUCUAUUCUCAUUAUCUGCCUGACAGUGGAGUUCCAGAAGUAACAACCUGCCACUCCAGAAGUGCAGUGACUGUAGAUUACAUCUUCUAUUCUGCAGCAAGGGAUGAUGUUACUCAGGAACCUGGAGCUGAACUUCUUUUCAGUGGAGGACUGAGUCUUCUGGGUAGACUGUCAUUGGUAACUGAGGAAGAUCUGUGGGGAGUCAAUGGACUUCCUAAUGAAAGCAAUUCCUCUGACCAUCUCCCUCUCCUGGCUAAGUUUAGGCUGGAAGCAUAACUUUUGGAUGAAAAUAAUUGGUGUCUUCUCUCUCCUUCUCCCAUCUUAAUUUUUAUCAAAACCAGCAAAAAUGACUGAAGAUAUUUUUUAAAGAUCUUCUGUAAAUUAUCGAUAUCAUUCACAUAAAAAAAGCAAGCUACUUUUACAGAAGGAUUUCUUUUUUAAUAAAUGAAAAUAUUUGUGUUGUAUUUAAAAAUGUAUAUGUAAAUGUAUAUGUUUUCACAGAAGUGGUAUAAAUUACUUUUUAAAAUAAAAAAUAUUAUUGCUAUGCUGGGAUUUUAUUAGCAUAAUUUUCUUAAUUUUCAAGGUGAAUAAUAUAAGAACACAUAUAUUCUGCUAUGGAAACAGAGCUCAGGGUAUCUAUGAGGAAGCCAUAGAUCGUGCAGGUAGAAACAGAAAUGGUACUGCUUCCCUUGACAAGGAAAGGCAGCAAACAACAAAACCACCAUUUGUGUGGAUAGUUAGCAUUACAAAUAAGUCAGGGACUACUUUUACUGCCAACCCACCACUACUAUAAUAGCAUCUCAUCCCAGCCUUGUUUCAUAGAUCCAAUUGUUGGUCAAAUCACUUGAGGGAUGGUUUACAAACCUGGCAUGUGAGACAGCUGUUGGACACAUACCACCUGUCUUAGAAAGUAGGAAGGCAACUGUGGAUGCUCCGUUCAUUUAAAAGACAUUAUAAUUAUAUACAAAUAAAAUAUUGCUAAGUACUGGAGAUCUUAGACAAAAUCUUUAUCAAAAAACCUGUUAUCCUGAAAUAUUCUCUGAUAAAGAUAUUCUUUUGGAUGCCAAGAUUCAGUAUUUCUGCUCAACAAGAGUCCAGCAGAUGAUGAUGAUACGCACAUAUUUUCUUUUACAAAGAGCAGAGCUAACUAACUGCAUUUGAAUACUUACAGCAAUGAGAAGGAUGUAGCUAAUAUAUUUGUUAUGAAGGUUGCUAAGUUAAAAAUAAAAUCCAGACUCGGUUCUUCCCUAUAGAGAAUUGGUUGAGCAGAUGGAAAUGCAAUUCAUUAGUUUAAUCAUCCAAAUAUAAUUAUCGCUCUGCACUCUGAAUGCACCUUGGGGGAAGAUACUUGCUAGCAGCUUAAUAUGACACAUGUAACAUAUGCAAAUACGCUUUGGAUUGUGUAGCUCAUUGAUAAAAGGCAGCAUGUUUUCAGCACAACCUAUUUGUACUGAAUGUACCCUCGUGCUGUUUCUGUUUCGGGUUGUAACCUAAACUUUACUCCCUACCCUUAUGGUAGAAUUUUUGACUUGCUGCUUUGAUUGCUGAAGCAAUCCUAUGAACAUGUUGGUGUGGAAUGGCAAUAGCGCAGCAGUUAAGCAUAUGCUUAGCAGACCCAAUUUCCAUUUUUUAAGUAUCCCUGAGAGAUACCAAUUGGAACUGUUGCUUGUCGGUAUAAACAUUGCUGAUUUAGAUUUGUAUUUACAAGUGCAGAUCAUAUAUUCUAAACACUCAUGAAAGACACACACAUGGACAGGCAAUAAAGUAGCAUUUUGCAAAAGUGCUUUUUCCCCUCAAUCUUUCCCAGCAUUAGGCUCUUCUCUAGUGAGUCCUUCCUUCUCAUUAAGUGGCCAAAGUAUUGUUGGAAGAAAUAUCCAUCUGGGUUCAGUUCCAAGUGGGGACAAAGACACUGGAAACAUGGAGGCUGCUUGGAAAGAUGGUUUAAUGGUGGUCAGGAUCACAUGGCUUGAGUUCCUGAACAGAAAAGGGAUGAGAUCCUGUGCGCUCCCUGGCUUUAUGCUUUCUCUGAGCUUUGAACUUUCUGGGGCACAGGAAGAGUACCCUGAUUGGCUGUCAGACUCCCAGGGGGUGGGGGUCUUAGCUAGCCUUGCUGGUUGAUAUAAUCUUCCCAGGUGUCAUGUGGUGAGUUUCAGUUGCUAGAUAGGUCCUAUUGUGUUGCAGAUGAUGGCCCAUUGACAAAGGUGGGGAGAAUAAGUUUCUACCUUUGACCCAUUGACAAAGGUGGGGGGAGUCAGGAAGCUGCUUUGUCUUUAAAACAUGUUUCUCCAUUUCUCAUCCAGGGAAAUGUAUUCUGCCUUUUAAAUAUUUUCUAAAAUAUUUCAUUCUUCUAGGAGGGGGGGGGUGCUAAAUUCCUACAGUAUUUCAGUUUCAUCUUCAGGAUCUGACCUUCUAAGGAGCAGUCAGGGUUGAUCUCCUCUAGGACUGACUUGUUUGUUCACCUUGCAGUCCCUGGGACUCUUAGGAGUCUUCUACAGUACCAUAGUUCAAAGGCCUCAAUUCUUUGGCGCUCAGCCUUUCUUAUGGUCCAAUUUUCACAGCCAUACAUUGCAACUGAGAAAACCAUAGCCUUGACUAGACGCACUUUUGUUUUCAGGGUGACGUCUCUGCUUUUUAGUACACUGUCUAGAUUUGCCAUAGCUUUCCUCCCCAGGAGCAAGUGUCUUUUAAUUUCUUGGCUGCAGUCCCCAACUGCGGUGAUCUUGGAGCCCAGGAAAAUAAAAUCUGUCACUAUCUCCAUUUCUUUCCCAUCUAUCUGCCAGGAAUUGAUUUUGUAAAUUAGUAAAUCUUAAAAUGAGAGUCAGUUUGAUAUAGUGGUUAAGGCACUAGAUUAGAAACUAGGAGUCUGCGAAUUCUAGCUUUACCUUUAGGCAAAAAGCUAACUGGGUGAUUUGGAACUAUAUAGCUUCCUAUAUGUCAAGGAGAACCAAUAUUUUUCCAUGAGGGGCUAAACUUUUUUGUAAAAUUACUAAUAAAUAAGCUGUAAUAUGUAGUCUUGUUUUGAAGGAAGUUUUAAAAUUUUAGUACAUGAAAUUGGUGUUCUAAGGCAAUUUUCGUGUGCCUUCAGCUCAGUUUUGAAUGCCUGAUGACUCCCUGGACUAGUUCUUGCAGUUUUCUUAGCUUAGUUUUCUUUCUGCUGUUGCCUUCUCCUUAGGAUUGAGAAAGAAUAACUGGCCCCAAAUCACCCAGUUAACUUUUUGCCUAAGGUGAGGCUAGAAUAUGCAGACUCCUAGUUUCUAAUUUAG